Molecule: messenger RNA, 3416 nt
Organism: Entelurus aequoreus (snake pipefish)
Lineage: Eukaryota; Metazoa; Chordata; Actinopteri; Syngnathiformes; Syngnathidae
Product: transforming growth factor beta receptor type 3-like
Exons: 17
Coding region: 368-2890 (840 amino acids)
Source: RefSeq, a predicted model, not a curated record
AGUAUAAAGCCCCAGGGUACGUGAAGGCAACACAAAUAGAGGACUAACGAGGACUUCUCCCCGCCGCCACCACCACCACCACCUUUCUUCCAGUCCCACCACCACCUUUCUUCCAGUCCCACCACCACCUUUCUUCCAGUCCCACCACCACCUUUCUUCCAGUCCCGCCGAGUCGCUCCGUCUUCGGUCUCUGGAGCCCCGCCGAGGAGUCAACGUCCUGCCCGCGGGAGGAGCAGCUCUCACAGCCGCCCUCAGAGCACUUUGGCCGGGGGAGUUUCAAAGGAGGCAGAGCUGGGACUUCCUGUUGGCGAGGAGAAGGAAAGGAAAGGAGGACUGCCCAAAUAUUGUCCUCCUACAUCUUGGAACAAUGGCCAGGAGAUGCACCUUCGCCUUCUUGCUGCUCGCCGCCUGCCGCCUGGCGUCCGCAGGGCUGGUGUUCCCCGCCAUGUGCCAGCUGGAUCCUGCGGGCGAGGGUCACCCCGUGCAGGCCGCGCUCAAGACCUUCACCGCCCUGUCGGGCUGCGCCAGCCGGGGCACCACCGGCCUCCCCCAGGAGGUGCACGUCAUCAACCUGCGAGGCGCUGCACCUGACCACGCACCUGUCCAGGUGGAGCUGCACCUGAAGCCCAUCCAGUCGAUGUCGCGCCACCGCAAGCCUCUGGUGUUCGUGCUCAACUCCCCCAGGCCGCUCGUCUGGAAGAUCAAGACGGAGAACCUGGCCCCGGGCGUCCAACGCACCUUUCAUGUGUCCCAGGGCUCGGAGGUGCGCUUCCCACCUGGCAACUUCUCCCGGUCCUGCCACGUCCACCAGGAGCUCCUCCCACACGGCAACCAGCACCUCCUCACCUGGACCCUCAAGACCUACCAGGCACUCACCUCCUUCUCCGAGAUCAGGAUGACCCGAGACGUCUACGUCAAAGUGGGAGAAGACCCGGUGUUCUCGGACACGUGCAAGAUCGACAGCAGGUUCCUGUCCCUCAACUACCUGGGGGGUUACGUGCAGCCACAGCCCUCCAGAGGCUGCGUCCUGUCUGCAGACCACCAGGACCAGGACCAGGACCAGAACCAGGACCAGGACCAGGAGGUUCACAUCAUCGAGCUCCAGGCCCCCAACUCCAGCAGUGCCUUCCAGGUGGACGUGGUGGUAGAGCUGCGGCCCCAGGAGGACGACGCUCCACUACACCGUGAUGUGGUCCUGCUGCUCAAGUGCACCAAGUCAGUCAACUGGGUCAUCAAGUCCCACAACGUGGUGGGCAAGCUCAGCGUGGUGGCGUCUGACAGCAUCAGCGUGAGUCCCGGCACUGAGAGGAGGAUGCAGGUGUCUAAGAGCCCCAAGCAGCAGCUGCCCCCCGGAGCCCCAGCACUGAUCACGUGGUUGCAUCAGCACAACUACGGCGCCACCACCUCGUACACCAGCACACCCCUCGCCAACCACUUUGACGUGCGGCUGAAGGAAGAAGAAGCCCGCCGUCACCCGGACGCCGCCUUGCCCCCAGAGCUCGCCAUCCUGCGCCAAUCCGGCCCGGCGUCGGGGGGGGCUUUGCGGCGCUCCGGCCCGCCCUUCACCUUCCCUCCCCCGGAGUCCGAGGGCCUGCCGCUGCCCUCCCUCCUGGACGACCACCCCUGGGAGGCGCCGAGCGUGAGCCUCGCCGUGCAGUGUGAAGACGCCAAGAUGGUGGUCAGCAUCAGCAAGGAGAGCCUGGAGGUCAACGGCUUUGCCAACGCCAACCUCACGCUGCAGGACCCACAAUGCAAAGCGGAGGUCAACACCACCCACUACACGCUGGAGACCCCUCUGACGGGCUGCCUGACCACCGUCUACCCACUGCAGGGAACCACCAGCGCCCUCUACAUCAACACUGUCCUGAUUAGUCACGCAGAGUCCAAGGACGGGAGCGGUGGACCACUGGAGUCCGAGGACCUGGAGUCCACAGAGGUGUUCCCCAGGGAAGCUGUAGACCUGGACAGGAGGGCGGGCCCAGAUCAGCUGUCCAUCAUACCGUUCAACUGCACGUACCGGCAGACCCGGGACAGCCAAGACCCAGGUCCAGAUCCAGGUCCAGGUCCGGUCCCAGGAAGCGUGCGGCCGGUGGACAUGACCUUCAGCAUGGAGCUCUACCACACGCCGCUCACCAGCCAGCCAUCCCGCCAGGCCUUCUUCACCGUGUCCCAGGACCAGGAGGUGUUUGUGGAGGUGAGGUCAUCCUGCUCAGAUCCAGGUGUGGGCUUCACCAUCCUGUCCUGCAUGGUGUCACCUGACGCUGACCCCAAGGGGGCGUCGUCCUACACGCUCAUCGAGACGGUCUGUCCCACCGAUGACUCGCUGCACUUCACCACAGGUGAGCAGCAGGUGGACAGGAAGCUCUUCAGCUUCACCUUCAGGUCAGAGGUCAAGGUGUCACCUCAGUUCCUGCACUGCAAGAUGUCUCCGUGCUCCAUGGCGCCCUCUGCUGGCCUCGGCCUGGCGCCGUGUUUGGGACCCGGGCAGCCCUGCAACUCCCUGGACCUGAACCACAUCCUCACCAUGAUGAUGGACGCCAAGACCACCAGCACCGCCCUCAAGCUGAUGGACGCCUCCUCGCAUCCUCCCCACAUGACAGAUUUGCCAACAUAUCCUGACCCGGACCCCGAGGUCCCGGAUGACCCCGCCAAUAAAAACACCAUGGACACACCCACUGUGGUGAUCAUCGCCUUCGCCGCCUUCGCCAUCGGUGCUUUGUUGACAGGAGCACUCUGGUUCAUCUACUCACACACAGGUGGGGGGGUGGCGGCAGUGGGCGUGUCCAGAAGUGUCAGCCCACCUCCGAGCACAGUGUGGGCAGCACCCGCAGCACGCCAUGCUCCAGCAGCAGCACGGCGUAGCAGGAAGGGGACUUUACCCGACACAUGAAACAGGACACAUUUGUUGGAGCGCACGAUCCAUUCAAAUUCCCACUUUGACCAGUUGCUAUGUAAAGUGGCGCUUUCCAUCAUUUUCAGCAGACUGUGAUAAAAAAGGAUAACCCCGCCCCCCCCUCUUCCUCUCACACGAGCCCCCCCCCCCCUUUGCCUACUGUAGCCUUCAAGGACCACUUCCUGUCUCCCCAGUGGUGGAGCAUGUUAGCUGGUCCCUAGCAGGCACCGUGUGGAACCAGGACAGAACCAGGAACCACAGAGAACCACUCUGGCCUGUGGGCGUGGUCUACAGCCAAUGUGGGCGUGGUCUACAGCCGUUGUGGGCGUGGUCUACCGCUGUUGUUCAAUGUAGGAACCUGCCAAACAAUGUGAAAGACAAUGUGAACAUUUGGGGCCCCUCCAGUUUGGCCCCAGAGGCCAGAAAGGGUUUUUUAAAUAAGGCAUAUAUUACUUUUUUAUUUUCAAUUCUUAAAUAUGGACUUCAACUUCAGAUCUGUCUGUCCAGUACACUUUUUAAUACA